Salvia miltiorrhiza (redroot sage) is the source of this 1480-nucleotide messenger RNA. RefSeq names its product NADH-cytochrome b5 reductase-like protein. The coding region runs from base 255 to 1214 and encodes 319 amino acids. NCBI's taxonomy places the organism in Eukaryota, Viridiplantae, Streptophyta, Magnoliopsida, Lamiales, Lamiaceae. The record is from RefSeq and is a predicted model, not a curated record. The transcript has 13 exons. Gene Ontology annotation, molecular function: cytochrome-b5 reductase activity, acting on NAD(P)H.
AAAACAUUAGAAUUUUUAAUCUUGUAAUUGGUCGAUCCACGAUGACGAGACGUCUUACAUAGAUGCGAAAUCUACUCCUCAUUCACUUUAUAAUUUUUGAGAAAAAAUAAAAUGAAAUAAGAAAUAAGGUUGUAGUUAAUUAGUUGGAAAGAGUCGAUUACCAAUAAACUCUAAGUUCCAAAACCCUCACUGCACAGACACAUUGCCACUGAUCUCCACAUUUCCAUCUCCAUUUCUCUGAUUUAGGAUCCGCAAUGGCGACAUUUUUCAGAAGACUCGCAAAGGCUGCACCAAUUGCUUUUGGAGUCCAAACUAAAUCCGCUCCUCGCCUUCGAUUCGGAGCUCUUGCCGCCAUUUCCGGUGGAAUCUCCGCUUACUACUUCUAUUCGUCGCCAAAUUUGGGGUACCUAGAUCAACUCAAUGAAGAAACUGCACCACAAGUUGCCCUAAAUCCUGAUAAAUGGAUUGAAUUCAAGCUCCAAGAGAAGGCGCAAGCUAGCCAUAAUACUCAAUUAUUUAGGUUUUCGUUUGAUCCUGAUGUGAAGUUGGGUCUUCAUGUUGCAUCCUGUCUUAUUACGAGGGCCCCAAACGGUCAAAAUGCUGAAAGAAAAACCAAAUAUGUGAUUCGCCCUUACACUCCAAUUUCAGAUCCAGAUGCAAAGGGUUACUUCGAUUUGCUUAUUAAGGUGUAUCCAGAAGGUAAAAUGAGUCAGCACUUUGCUAGCUUAAAACCAGGAGAUGUGGUAGAAGUGAAAGGGCCCAUUGAGAAAUUCAGAUAUAGUCCAAAUAUGAAAAAGCAUAUUGGCAUGAUUGCAGGAGGGUCUGGAAUUACUCCAAUGCUUCAGGUGAUAGAUGCCAUCCUUAAGAACCCUGACGACAAUACUCAGGUUUCUCUAAUCUAUGCUAAUCUAUCUCCUGAUGAUAUACUUCUCAAAAAGAAGCUCGACACACUUUCUGCCAGCAAUCCAAACUUGAAGGUAUUCUACACUGUUGAUAACCCAACAAAGGAUUGGUUGGGGGGUCACGGUUUCAUAUCAAAGCAAAUGGUAGUGAAAGGCUUGCCAGGUCCUAGUGAUGAUACUCUCGUUCUUGUUUGUGGCCCUCCGGGAAUGAUGAAUCAUGUAUCUGGUGACAAGAAGGAUCGGACGCAAGGAGAGCUGAGCGGUAUACUCAAGGAGCUUGGGUACACGGAAGAUAUGGUUUACAAAUUCUAAGCGACACCAUUUUUGAUGGAAUAAAUGAACUUGUAACACUAUAGUUAUGCAUAUUGAAUUUAAAACCUCAAAUGUGGAUCUUUGAUAACAAAAGCUGCUACGCCUUAUACGGCUCCUUUUACUUGCACAUUUUCGAUUCCAUUUUGUAAGUGGAGGAGAAUUCAUGAAAUUAGGUCGAUUACUUGUAUUAGCAUAUCUCUAUUUAUAGAGCGUGAACUGGAACGUCUUUGAAAGAUCAAUAAACUUGUCGACCCAAAUUUGAUGGA